UAUGACCUGUCAUCUUGUCAUCUAUAGUUAUAUGCAAUACUUAUAAAUUGAGUCCAGUUUUUAGGUUCAGUUCGGUUUUCGGUUAUUGUAUAUCACAAGCGAUCAGCUGAGGUCACAGAAGGAACUACUUCUUGAACAUCGCUUACCGCCUGUGUAUUGGACGAAUUGUUUUUUGAAUAAGUGCCUUGAUCAAACAGCUACAAAAUGGCUGCACCAAUUAAAGUAGUAGUAACUGGAGCCGCAGGGCAAAUUGCUUACUCGCUGUUGUACCAGAUUGCUUCUGGUGCUGUCUUUGGUCCUGAACAGCCAGUAUACCUGCACCUUCUUGAUAUUGCUCCUAUGAUGGGAGUUUUAGAAGGUGUAGUAAUGGAGCUUGCAGACUGUGCGCUGCCUUUGCUCACUGGGGUUCUCCCUACAGCCAACCCAGAGGAGGCUUUCAAAGAUGUCGCUGCAGCCUUCUUAGUUGGUGCUAUGCCAAGGAGAGAGGGUAUGGAGAGAAAAGAUCUGCUCUCUGCUAAUGUACGCAUCUUCAAGGAGCAAGGACAGGCUCUCGAUAAAGUUGCCCGUAAAGAUGUUAAGGUUCUUGUUGUAGGAAACCCUGCAAACACCAAUGCUUUGAUCUGUUCAAAAUAUGCUCCAUCUAUUCCUAAAGAAAACUUCACUGCCAUGACCCGUUUGGACCAAAACCGUGCUCAGUCGCAAUUAGCAGCAAAAAUUGGUGUUCCCGUACAAGAUGUUAAGAAUGUAAUCAUUUGGGGUAAUCACUCGUCAACACAGUUCCCUGAUGCCUCAAAUGCUUUAGUUAAGGUUAAUGGUGCUGAGAAAGCAGUUCCUGCAGUCAUUAAUGACGAAGAAUUUUUGAAAACCACAUUUGUUAGUACUGUACAGAAGCGAGGCGCAGCUGUGAUCGCAGCUAGGAAGAUGUCUUCUGCUCUUUCUGCUGCCAAAGCAGCGUCUGAUCACAUGAGAGAUUGGUUUUUGGGUACCGGUGACCGCUGGGUUAGUAUGGGGGUUGUUUCUGACGGUUCUUACGGUACACCUCGUGAUGUUGUAUUUUCUUUCCCCGUUACCGUUAGCAAUGGUAAGUGGAAGAUUGUUGAGGGGCUAACUAUCUCUGACUUUGCCCGUAAAAUGUUAGAUAAUACCGGAAAGGAGUUGGCUGAAGAGAAACAGGAUGCUUUGGAUGUGUGCAAAGAUUGACUGUGUAGUUUGUAAGAAUAAUUAAAUGUAGCUGCAAUAGCACCAGAGUUAAACUCUUUUAUAUGUUUAGUUAUUUAUCUUUGUUGGAACAAAGUUAAAGUACAUAUUGCUUUUGCUUAAAUUUGUUGAAUCAAAGUUGUUGUUUUUUUUUUUUAUUAUUUCUAUCUGAUAUUAAAUUGUGAUUGAUAUUAUACAUUUACAGCAAUAAA
Papilio polytes (common Mormon) is the source of this 1409-nucleotide messenger RNA. It is a transcript of the gene Mdh1, whose product is annotated as malate dehydrogenase, cytoplasmic. Gene Ontology annotation, biological process: malate metabolic process; tricarboxylic acid cycle; oxaloacetate metabolic process. The record is from RefSeq and is a predicted model, not a curated record. Bases 205 to 1200 code for a protein of 331 amino acids. NCBI's taxonomy places the organism in Eukaryota, Metazoa, Arthropoda, Insecta, Lepidoptera, Papilionidae. Gene Ontology annotation, molecular function: L-malate dehydrogenase (NAD+) activity. The transcript has 2 exons. Gene Ontology annotation, cellular component: cytosol; mitochondrion.